Messenger RNA from Passer montanus (Eurasian tree sparrow), 955 nucleotides. It is a transcript of the gene PIRT, whose product is annotated as phosphoinositide interacting regulator of transient receptor potential channels. The record is from RefSeq and is a predicted model, not a curated record. The transcript has 2 exons. Gene Ontology annotation, molecular function: phosphatidylinositol bisphosphate binding; transmembrane transporter binding. The coding region runs from base 131 to 529 and encodes 132 amino acids. NCBI's taxonomy places the organism in Eukaryota, Metazoa, Chordata, Aves, Passeriformes, Passeridae. Gene Ontology annotation, biological process: positive regulation of cation channel activity; phosphatidylinositol-mediated signaling.
UAGACUCCCGGAGCCCAGCAGGCACCAGCCCGGCGAUGUGGGGCUGGGGGUGAGCCUGCCUCGGGACCAGGGCGUCCUGCUGCAGCCAGCGCUCCCUGCUCGCCGCGUGCCCUUUGUCCAGCCCAGCACCAUGGAGGUGCCCCCCAAGAGCCCCGAUGGCAGCGAGAAGUCCCCUCAGUCCAAGGAGCUGAUCACCAGCAGCACGGGCAGCACGCUGUGCAUCAGCUCCUGCAGCGAGUCCGUGUGGACCAGCGCCCCCAGGAGCAAGUGGGACAUUUACCACAAGCCCCUCAUCGUGGUGUCCGUGGGAGUGGCCAUCUUCCUCUUCGGGGUGGUCAUCACCAGCCUGGCCUGCUUCCUGACCAAGCACAAGAAGGUGUACAAGAUGUCUGGCCCGGCCUUCCUGUCCCUGGGACUGAUGCUCCUGGUGUGCGGCCUGGUCUGGAUCCCCAUCAUCCGCAAGAAGCAGAAGCAGAGGCAGAAGUCCCAGUUCCUGCAGAGCCUCAAGUCCUUCUUCUUCAACCGCUGAGGGCAGCCAGGGCCUUCUCCAGAAGGUUCCCUGCCCUCCUCCAACCCGUGCUGAUCAGCCAUGAAAACAAACAAUUUCUUGUUCUCCCUAGAGGAUUUCACCCCAUCAGUUCUUCCCUCCGUGGUCCCCAGUGUGAAAAUGAACUCUGUACCUCAUCCCAGGGAAAAAGGAGCAGGAAUUUUCAGCUGAGCCCAGCAAGGCAGGUCCAAGGUCUCUGCAUCACCCCCCUGCCCAAAGAGUGACCCAAGAGCACAAACUGGGUAAAGCACAGCCCCAGAGGAGCCUGGGCUGAAACAAAACCCCAGAGGGACCCAGAUCCCCCAGGAGGCUCUGCAGGAUCCACCGGCAGAGAGGAGCCACAAUUCCUUCCAGCUCCCUGAUCUGCCUGAGGGGCUGCAGGGUCUGCACAGCAUCAGGAGACACAGC